Rhineura floridana is the source of this 1554-nucleotide messenger RNA. RefSeq names its product myotubularin-related protein 8-like. NCBI's taxonomy places the organism in Eukaryota, Metazoa, Chordata, Lepidosauria, Squamata, Rhineuridae. Gene Ontology annotation, biological process: dephosphorylation; negative regulation of autophagy. The coding region runs from base 1 to 1554 and encodes 517 amino acids. The transcript is spliced from 5 exons. The record is from RefSeq and is a predicted model, not a curated record. Gene Ontology annotation, cellular component: nuclear envelope. Gene Ontology annotation, molecular function: phosphatidylinositol-3,5-bisphosphate phosphatase activity.
AUGCGUACCACUGUCCUCUUGGGUCCAUUACCAGCUUACACAGUUGUUGCACUCUCCAUGUACUUGACAGCAACUCAUCUGAUCUAUGUAGAUGCUUCAGCUGAAGUUCGAAAGGAGACAUGGAUUCUCCACCACCACAUUGCUACUGUGGAGAAGCUGCCUCUGACCGCAUCGGGCUGCCCACUGCUUAUUCACUGCAAAAACUUCCGUGUCGCUCACUUUGUUAUUGGGCAUGAGCGGGACUGUCAUGAAAUCUACACUUCCCUGCUGAAACUCUCGCAGCCAGUGAAACCAGAAGAACUUUAUGCAUUCUCUUACAACCCCAAAAUGCCCAAAGACAACCGGGAGAUGGGCUGGAAGCUGAUAGAUGUCAAAGUAGACUACCAAAGGAUGGGGUUUCCCAAUAACUAUUGGGAAAUAACUGAUGCUAACAAAGACUAUGAGGUUUGCAGCACAUACUCUCCGGAUCUAGUCGUUCCUAAAGCAGCUACUAGGGCGAUGGUGCUGGGGAGUGCAAGGUUUCGAAGCCGAGGUCGGAUACCAGUGCUUUCCUACUUCUACAAAGAGAAUAAUGCUGCCAUAUGCCGUUGUAGUCAGCCCUUGUCUGGGUUCAGCGCCCGCUGCCUGGAGGAUGAACAGCUGUUGCAGGCACUGAGGGAAGCAAACCCAGGAAGUCCGUUCAUGUAUGUUGUAGACACAAGGCCAAAGUUGAACGCCAUGGCCAACCGAGCUGCUGGUAAAGGUUAUGAGAACGUUGAUAACUAUGACAACAUCCGUUUUAAAUUCAUUGGUAUCGAAAACAUACAUGUAAUGAGGAGCAGCCUGCAGAAGCUCUUGGAAGUGUAUGAAACUAAAUCUCCUUCAGUGAGCGACUUCCUUACUGGCUUAGAGAACUCUGGCUGGUUACGGCACAUUAAAGCUGUAAUGGAUGCUGGCAUCUUCCUUGCAAAGGCAGUGAAAGAUGAAGGCGCCAGUGUCUUAGUGCACUGUUCUGAUGGCUGGGAUCGCACUGCUCAGGUCUGCUCAGUGGCCAGCCUCCUCUUGGAUCCCUUUUAUCGGACAUUUAAGGGAUUCAUGCUUGAGCUGAACUCCGUGAACUGUACAGAUUUGCCUGAUAUUCAUAUCAUUGAAAAUAUGCUGGUGUAUGAAUUUUUUAAAGGGGCUUCAAUAUACUAUGUAUUUGAAAGUAAUAUUGAAGUAUGUUAUAACCGGUUUCUGUCCUCUUUGAAGAUUUCAGACAGCUUCUAUCCUUCAGACAAUGACUACCAUUCUCCCUCAUCUCCUGACCCCCCUGUGAAAGCACCACCUGGGGCAUCUGACACUCUCCAACUGGACACGCCGCAGCUGCCAGAGAUUCAACCUUGCACAUCAGAUGUUUCCCAGCUGAGCACUGCCCAGCUUCCCACGCCUGAACUGACACUUAGCAGCCCCCCUGUGUCAGAGGGGGAAGCUGAGAUCAAACCACCUUCGCUCCAUGCUCGGAGGUGCUCGGAGGUUCCACAGACUGAGUUCAGGCGGAGUCUUCGUUUGCGUGCACAGUCCAAGCCUACUUAA